AUGAUUGCCCCCGAGCGCAUCUGUGACUACAUUGCAAUUGCCCCGGAAGGGGCCCGUCGAAACCAACUCACCGACGUGCCGUCGUGGCCGGCGACCGGUCAGGUCGUGUUUGACAACGUGAGCUUCCGCUACAAGCCCAACGACCCCCUCGUCCUCAAGAACGUCAGCUUCAACGUCCAGGGCGGCGAGAAGUUGCGUCGGGUAGCAUCGUGA
Aphanomyces invadans is the source of this 213-nucleotide messenger RNA. RefSeq lists its product as hypothetical. Gene Ontology annotation, molecular function: ATPase-coupled transmembrane transporter activity. The transcript is spliced from 2 exons. Gene Ontology annotation, cellular component: membrane. The record is from RefSeq and is a predicted model, not a curated record. Bases 1 to 213 code for a protein of 70 amino acids. NCBI's taxonomy places the organism in Eukaryota, Oomycota, Saprolegniomycetes, Saprolegniales, Verrucalvaceae. Gene Ontology annotation, biological process: transmembrane transport.